AGUUAGCAAUGAUUCUGCUUAUAACUCAUGUUGUACUUUGUGCAGCUUUUGUAAAUACAGUGAUGAUAUCUAAUGAUAUUCUGGAUGAUAGUGUUGAUAAAGUUUUAGAGCCACCUCCUAUGGAGCGAUGUUACCCAGGUUUGGGAUGUUUUGGGCUGGACUAUCCCUGGGUCUCUGUAGAGAGGCCGUUCCGUCGUCUGCCAGACAGUCCACUUGAUAUAGGCACUGUCUUCUACCUAAGCACGAGAACGUAUAGAAAUACACAGAGACAGCUUGUGAAGACAGAACCAGAUAUCUCACUCCUAGGCCUAGACUGGGACAGCCGUCGGUGGACUGUCAUUCUCACUCACGGCUUUCGCUCGAGUGGUAACAUUUCAUGGGUCAGAGAAUUGGAAAACACACUGUUAGAUAUUAGAGACAUGAACGUUGUGACCUGUGACUGGAGCAAGGGCAGUGAUGGUCUGCAAUAUAUUAGAGCAGCUGUGAACUCCAGAGUGGUGGGUGCUCAGGUCGCCAGAUUCAUUAGUUACUUGUUGGAGAACAAGCUGGCAGUGGUGGACAGGAUUCAUCUGAUUGGCCACAGCCUUGGUGCUCAUGCAUUGUCCUACGUGUCUGCCAAGAUCAAGAACAUCGCUAGACUAACAGGUUUAGACCCGGCACAGCCCGGGUUUGAGGGAGCUCACCCGGACACCCGUCUGAACCCGAGUGACGCAAUGUUUGUUGAUGUCAUUCAUACCAACGCUGACCACUUCAUCACCUGCCUUGGGUUGGGAAUGAUGACACCCGUGGGUCAUGUGGACUUUUUUGUAAAUGGUGGUCAGAAACAACCUGGCUGUUGGUUUAACAAAGGCAUUCUCUGGGAACACAUAGCUGCUUUGACUGAAGCUGUUAUUGAGCAGUUGGCAGAUAUAAUCGGCUGUAGCCAUGAACGUGCUUGGACAUACUACAUUGAGUCUCUCAGAUCAAACUGCUCUUUCUGGGGCAAGCAAAUGACACUGUUAAAGGGUGUUUUGGCGAGUCGAUGCACUCCUCAAACCUGUCAGCAAAUGGGACGCUACACAAGUGUGUUUCCUGGCCGAGGCACCUUUGCUGUUACAACCAAUGCUAGACCCCCAUUCUGUAUCAAAGAGCCAUUGAAUGAUUACAUAAUGACAUAUCAUAGAAUGGGUCUAACCAAACCAGGCAUCGAACAGGAAAAAUACGGAGGAAUAUAG
Molecule: messenger RNA, 1214 nt
Organism: Macrosteles quadrilineatus (aster leafhopper)
Lineage: Eukaryota; Metazoa; Arthropoda; Insecta; Hemiptera; Cicadellidae
Product: inactive pancreatic lipase-related protein 1-like
Exons: 10
Coding region: 9-1214 (401 amino acids)
Biological process (GO): lipid metabolic process
Molecular function (GO): lipase activity
Source: RefSeq, a predicted model, not a curated record